CAUAAAGAAAGUUUGGCAACACUGUUUGUUGGAACUAAAAAUUUUUGCGGUUGCAUCACAGGUUUCGUGAAUAAAAGGAAUCUAGAAAAUUAAAUAUUGGAAAUGCCCCUCAGAAGCUUUUUGAAAGAUUUUUUAGCACUGCCUGUUGUUAAAGCAGAUGACGAGGAGUUAGUUGAUCCAAAAGUCACUUUGAGGGAACAAUGCAACAACAAGGCACAUAUUAGCGCGUUAUACAACAAAUAUCAGGAGUGUAAUGAUCGCGUUAACAGCCGAAGCAAGACGUUGGAGAAUUGUAUGGAAGAACUUAUGGACUAUGUUAGCGAACUCGAUCACUGCGUUGCCCAUACCUUGUUUUCUAAAUUAAAGUAAAGAUAGCAUUAUCGGGUAAAAAGUGUCAUAGUUAAAAUUUUUAUGGUUACCUAGCCUGUGAAGAAUAAAGUUUAUUAUCUGCUAUAAAAUGCUACCCGGUUAAAAGUUUUGAAAUAAAUCCCAUUAGAAAUUUUAAGUGUUGUUAAAAUCAAACGUAAAGAUCAAGUAUUGAAAUAUGAUUCAAACUAAAGCAUAUAAAUAUCAUAUAUAUAUGUAAUGGAAUGUAAUUUAGAUCCAGUGGCUUAAAGACAAUUACACAUGAUUGGCAAUGUCGUAA
Molecule: messenger RNA, 646 nt
Organism: Glossina fuscipes
Lineage: Eukaryota; Metazoa; Arthropoda; Insecta; Diptera; Glossinidae
Gene: UQCR-11
Product: cytochrome b-c1 complex subunit 6, mitochondrial
Exons: 3
Coding region: 103-369 (88 amino acids)
Biological process (GO): mitochondrial electron transport, ubiquinol to cytochrome c
Source: RefSeq, a predicted model, not a curated record